Messenger RNA from Liolophura sinensis, 1674 nucleotides. RefSeq names its product AP-1 complex-associated regulatory protein-like. NCBI's taxonomy places the organism in Eukaryota, Metazoa, Mollusca, Polyplacophora, Chitonida, Chitonidae. The record is from RefSeq and is a predicted model, not a curated record. Gene Ontology annotation, biological process: negative regulation of cell motility; regulation of Arp2/3 complex-mediated actin nucleation; negative regulation of substrate adhesion-dependent cell spreading. Gene Ontology annotation, molecular function: AP-1 adaptor complex binding.
UGGCGGAUGUAAUGUUGCCGAUUCGUCACUGUCCUGUCACAUUUUCAGCAGCAGAUGUAUUUUAGGUGUCAUAUCUGGUUAUAAGUGGCAAGUGGGUGGCACGAGGUGCGCUGUUGAUAUGGGGAAUUGUUGGGAAAGAUGCUUUGGGCGAAUUGAUCGCAGAAAAUAUCUGCGAACAAGGUACAGUGUGGAAAGAGAUUUUUCUAUUGAGUUUGAAAAUUUGAUGGAUGAUGACCCUCAGGAUGAUAUGCAGAAACCUUUGACUGAUCGUGAGAAACAGUUACUGACCGCCAAAAAAUAUGAUGCUAUCGUGCAUGAGCAAAAACGUUUAGAUAUGGAAAUUGAGUCCAAGCUUGCUAGACAGGAGGAGGAGUUACGGCUGGAGGAAGAAGCAUAUUACGAGGCUAAGCGUGAAGCUUCUCGCCUUGCUCGCCUCCAGCGCGCUAAGGAGCAGGCUGCCCGUUCCAAGCUAGGUGUGGGGGCAAGCCAAGGGUGGCCAGAAGGUCGAGACAGUGACUGGGAAAUUGCUGGAGGAGAGGAUGACUUUGAAAUGUUUCUUGCCAGUGUGAAAGCGCGUUCUAUAUCAACACGAGCAAAACAGCGCCGUGGGUCAGGGGACGGGCAGAGUACCAGCAGUAGUACCACCCAGACGAAGGAUCGCUCCCACACUGAGGCCUCUUCCAUAGACCUGGAGUGGGAACAUGAAGCAGGCAUGGUUCCUCAGCAGAAGCGGCGGUCAGGCACAGAGGAGAACCUAUCAGCCUUGGUCAACAAGGCCUACAGUGAAAGCCCAAAUAAUUCCAAUGACUUAGAAUGGGACAAUGACUUUGUGAGUUCUGAGACAAUAGAAACUGAGCAGCUUCUUGCCAAGUCAGUUGACAAACUCCAGAAAGCUGGGAACAAAUUACAUGUGUCUCAGCGGUGACCCUAAAGUUGUGAAUGUCAUCAGUGGUCGAAGAACAUACUCAUUCCAUGCUGGCAAUCUCAAAUGGUGGACCAAUACAAAAUAUUUACCAUGUAAAAAUUGACAUAACUCUAUAUUUAUCUUGUACAAACAUUUGUGAAGUGUUUGCAUACAUUGUUUAGGGAAUCAGCGGAAACUGCUUUUGUAGGUAAACAUUCUUUUAAUUUAUUUUACAAUUCGUUACUCUGUAUAGCCAUUUGCUGGUGUGCUGAUGCAGCAUUGUCAUCAUUAAAUGUGCUGAAAACAGUAUAUCACCUGUGUAGCAUUUACCCAGAUGAUAAAGAGUACUAGUAAUGUCUGAAGCUGUCUUUUAUGUGAUCAGAUUAUGUCUUUGUCCCUGUCCAAGAAGUAAUUUCUCUGCCAUAUGGCGAAGAUGUUCUAGCUAACCUUUGGCAGAAAAUUAUAAACAUGUAUCUGUCAGGUGCAGUCUGAGAGGAGUUUAAGCUAAAGCAGUUAAGACAGUGUGAUAAGUGUCACUGGGUCACAUGUUCCCUUUUCCUCUAGCUCUGCCCAGUUUCCCGCCAUCCUAAGGCUGGCUGCAAUGUCAUAGGUGAACAAUUCUUGAAUAUGACGUAAAACACCAUCAAAUAAAUAAAUGACAUUCCCUUUCAAAACACAGCCAGGGUCUUAUUCAUUAACAUUUAAUGAAGAUGCUUGGGUUGUAUUGUGCUGUAUAAAGUUGAACGCCAGUCAAAUAAAACAAAUGCAGC